AUGCUGCUGCUCCUGCUCCUGCUCCUGCUCCUGCUCCCGCUGCCGCUGCCGCUGCCGCCGCCGCCGCCGCUGCUGCUGCUGCUGCUGCUCGACCUUCAAAGCACGGAGGUCAGCUGUCAAGCGCAGCUUGUGGAGUUCGUUCUGGACGUGUCUUUUGACAUCCAGGAGCACUAUUGGCGAAUGGCACAAGCAGAGCUGGAGCUCUUCAACGCUCCCCCCGCUUCAGAGUGGUUGGUUGACCCACUGAUCCCGCACAUUCAGACCCACACCUACAGGCCGGAGUUGUCUGGGCAAGCGACGCCUGUGACUCCAUCCCGAGCGAGGCGGCAAUCGUCGGACUUGGCGACUGUGCUGGUGAUUUUGAAGUCCUUCCUUGGGGGCACGCUUCUGGUGGCUCCUGGGGAGUUUCUGCAAGCCGGACUUGUGUCGGGAAACCUGCUGUUCUGGUUCAUGGGGUUGCUGGAGCUGUGGUGCAUGCGAAAGCUACUGGCGGCCUACCGCCAGGUGGGUGGCGGAUCCUUUGGUGUUCUUGCGCUGCGCGCGCUGGGUCGUGGCGGUGCCCUAGCCGUUGAGGUCUCCAUCGUGGCGUCGCAGCUGGGCUUCAUUGCUACUGAAAUGAUCUACUUUGCCAAGAAUGGUGCGCAUGCAACCAAGUGGCUGUUUCACCAGUACCUUCCACAAGAGUCAACGCUUCACCAUUGCCACAAGGAUGACGUGGCAGCUUGGCUUACUUGGGCCCAGCUGCUUCUGGUCAUCCCGGUGGCUUGGCAUCGAGACUUGGCAUCACUGACGGCCUUCAACUUUGUCGGAAAUACGCUUGUGCUGAGCACCACGAUCUUCCUUGCGGCCUUGGCUGCUGGCGGCCUUGUCACGCACGGUGUGGCACAGGCCAAGCCAAUGGUUUGA
Symbiodinium pilosum is the source of this 906-nucleotide messenger RNA. The record is from the annotation of a GenBank genome assembly. NCBI's taxonomy places the organism in Eukaryota, Dinophyceae, Suessiales, Symbiodiniaceae.